AUGAGCAAAAUAUUGGCAGAGGUAUGGAAGACCAAGAACAUUGCAAUCGAGCUGCAGUUCUCUGCUCUGCUGGGUUCUUGCCGGGAUCUAGCGACUGGAAGGCGAAUCCACGCUCAGAUUUUAGCAGGAGGAGGAGCCCCAACCCGAUUCCUGUCCAAUCUCAUCGUCCAAAUGUAUGGAAAGUGCGGAAGCGUGGCCGAUGCAGAGCUCGCAUUCCGAUCCAUCCGAGAUCCCAAUCUCUUCUCUCACAGCAUGAUCAUCUCGGCCUACAUCCACAACGGGCAGCUGGAUCAAGCGCGUGCAAUGUUUUCUUCCUUCCAUAACCGCGACGUGGUGCUGUGGAACUCGAUGCUUCAGGGAUAUGCCAGAACUGGGGAUAUCGUUGAGGCCACGAAGCUCUUCCAGGACAUUCCUUCCAAGGAUGCGGUAUCGUGGAGCGAGGUCGUCCAGGCGCACGCACACGCUGGUGAUUUGGGUAGUGCGCGGCAGAUUCUAGACAAAAUGCCGCUGUGGAACACCGGAUCGUGGACUGCAAUGCUUGUAGCAAAUGCACAAGCAGGGCAUCUUGACCAGGCCUGGUUUUGUUUUGUGGGCAUUCGUUUUCGAGACAUUGUGGCGUGGAACGCAAUGCUACAAGCGCUUACAAACUCUGGGGAGUAUGCCAAGGCCUUUGAGCUGUUCUCUAAAAUAACCCAGCACAACGUUGUUAGCUGCACAACAAUGCUCGCUGCAUAUGCCCAAAAGGGGCACAGUUUAGAGUUGAAACAGUUUUUCCAGGAUAUGCUUUGCAGAACGUCUAUAACGUGGAACGCAAUGGUGAACUGUUGCAAGCUUAACGACGCCAAAGAAACUGCAAAAAGAAUGCCUGCCCAUGACGUGAUGACGUGGACGUCUCUGGUAACUGCAUAUGCCCAGGCCGGGGAUCUUGACGAGGCUCGCAGCCUCUUCGACCGGAUGCCCGAGAAGAAUGUGGUGUCGUGGAACGCAAUGAUUCAAGCUCUCGGGCAGAACGAACAUCCGAGCGAAGCGAUGGAUCUCUUCCUCGCAGCGCCGCUUCGCGAGAUCGUCACCUGGAACCAUAUGAUCGUGGCAAUGGGCCAAAACGGCGAGAUCGAGCAGGCGCGCCUGGUCUUUGAUCGAUUGCCCGCCCGGGACGUCGUCUCCUGGAGCUCGAUCACCGCUGCGCUCGCCCACAACGGAUCCAUUCAAGAGGCGCGCGAGCUCUUCGACCAACACAGUCCGGAGAGGAACCUCGUAUCGUGGAACGCGAUGGUGGCCGCCUACGGCCAAUCCGGCGACGCCACCCUCGCCAAGGCCGCGUUCGAUCGCAGCCCGGGUUGGAACACACUCUCCUGGAACUCGAUCCUCGUCGCGCUCGCGGGCAACGGCCUCGUCGAUCGAGCGCGCGAGAUGUUCGACGGCUUCCCCGGCGCCCGGAACCUCGUCUCCUGGAGCGCGAUGAUCCAGGCGUACGCGCUCCACGCGCGGGGCGAUCUCGCGCUGGGGCUCCUCCGGGAGAUGGACGCCGAGGGGAUCGAGGCGGACGAAUCCACGCUCCUGGGCGUUCUUGCGCUGUGCGGACACCUGGGGAUGCUCAAGGAGGGGGUGGAGAUGUUUCGGUGCCUGGCGAGCGAUCGGUGGCUGGAGCCCGGGGGCGAGCACUACAGCUGCAUGGUGAGCUUGCUGGGGCGAGUCGGGAUGGUGGAGGCGGCGGAGGAGCUGGUGCGGGCGAUGCCGGUUCUGCCCGGGGUGGCGGCGUGGACGAGCGUGUUGAAUGCGUGCCGGACGCACGACCAGGUGGAGGCGGCGGAGAGGAUGUGCGAGGAUGCGCUGGAGGCGUUCCCGGACUGCCCCAGCCCCUACUCGCUCCUCGCCAAUGUUUUGUCCAGGGGUAUUUGCAAGGGUGCUGCGUCUGCCACCUUUCGCCGGAGUUUAUGA
Molecule: messenger RNA, 1938 nt
Organism: Selaginella moellendorffii
Lineage: Eukaryota; Viridiplantae; Streptophyta; Lycopodiopsida; Selaginellales; Selaginellaceae
Product: pentatricopeptide repeat-containing protein At4g02750
Exons: 1
Coding region: 1-1938 (645 amino acids)
Molecular function (GO): protein binding
Source: RefSeq, a predicted model, not a curated record